AAGGCUCGCCUGGGAGCUCGCGCCCGGCUCGGGCCGAGGAUUGGCGGUUCCGGGGCUGGGGAGCGCUUUCUCCCGGGAGCUGCUGCUGUGACCCGAGUGGCUCGGACCAGCUUGCGGUCGCGUGCGGCCCCCCUCGAGCAACCGGGUCCGUAGGUCGGCGGCCCGCCUCGGCGCUGCGGUGGGAGUCGGGGUGCCACGGGGACGCGACCACCAGAUCCACUUAGGGCCCCGUCGUUCUGAGAAGCGGCCACGUCUGAGCCCCGGGGCCUCCUCGUGCUGGAGAUGUCGCCUUAGGAGCUCGGCCAGGAUACCGUCUCCCAUGCUCUUGUGCUGUCCGGGAGCACCGCCUGGCCUUGUGGGCACCCUCGCAGCAGGAAGCCCAGAGCUGCGCCCGCCCUUUCGGAAGGCUGUGGAAGGGGUUGGAGUGGGCGCAUCUUACCUCGUCUCAUCCCCAUUUGAGGUCUGUCGGAGCUUCCCUGCAGCGUGAGCAUCCACAAUGGGGACCCCAGCCUCGGUGGUCAGUGAGCCACCACCUUGGCAGGCCCCAACUGAGGCCCGGGGCCGCAAGCAGGCCUCAGCCAACAUCUUCCAGGACGCCGAGCUGCUGCAGAUCCAAGGCCUGUUUCAACGCAGCGGGGACCAGCUGGCUGAGGAACGGGCACAGAUCAUCUGGGAAUGUGCAGGAGACCACCGUGUGGCGGAGGCCCUGAAGAGGCUGCGCAGGAAGAGGCCCCCAAGGCAGAAACCCCUCGGCCACUCGCUACACCACUGCAGCCGGCUCAGAAUCCCAGAGCCCCCCUCUCCACCGGCUGACCCACAGACUGCCACGGAGACAGCCUCCAGUGAGCAGUAUCUGCACUCUAGGAGGACAAGCGCCAGGAUCCGCCGGAACUGGAGGAAGCCAGGCCCCACAAACUACCUCCACCAGAUCAGACACUGAUCCAGGGAAAGAGCCAGGAAUGGCAGUGUCUUCCCUUUUGCCACAGGGCCUUGGGAGGUGAAGAAAGAACAAAGACUUUAGGCAAGAAGCCCAAAGGGGUAAAUGAAAAGAAGAGGCCACUGCCACUGGCCUGCUCCUUUCAGAACAGAACUGGAUGCUUUUGCUGGGCCCUCCAUUAUGUGGGACCCAUUCCUCACCGAAAUGAGGAGAAACAGUGGCUGUUCCUGCCUCAGCCCUUCUCAAUCUAACACUAUUCCUGGGCUGCAUGAUAUUCUCCUGGAAACCAAGGGACAGACACUUGAUGCAGCAUUUCACCAUUCACACUACUAAUCUACCUGCUACUACUAUAAACCAUGGUUCCACCCGCACACCAUCAGGGUAGCACAGGGAAACCAUGGUUUAAGUGGCAAAUAAAAACAUUUGUAUCAAGA
Messenger RNA from Cebus imitator (Panamanian white-faced capuchin), 1371 nucleotides. It is a transcript of the gene AVPI1, whose product is annotated as arginine vasopressin induced 1. Lineage: Eukaryota; Metazoa; Chordata; Mammalia; Primates; Cebidae. Bases 497 to 940 code for a protein of 147 amino acids. The record is from RefSeq and is a predicted model, not a curated record. The transcript has 3 exons.